CUCGGCUGCCCUCAGGCACUUCAGCUCUACUCAGCGCCCUUCAGACCGCCUCACCCCCACUCACACCCCCUCAGCGCCCCUCGGCCCCCCUCAGACUCUCUUUCACUUCUGUCUUCUUCCCCCAAGCCCGCUCAUCACCCCUAAACCCUCUGAUCUCCCCUGAGCUCCCCUCAUCUUCCCUCAGCCCCCCGCAUCUCCUCUGGUCUCCCCUGAGCCCCCCACCCCUCACAGCCCUCUCAGCGCCCCGCCAGCCGCACUGAGACCCCGCGGACAUGGAUGACGAGCCCGAGAGGACCAAGCGCUGGGAAGGAGGCUACGAAAGGACAUGGGAAAUUCUUAAGGAAGAYGAAUCCGGCUCUUUGAAAGCGACCAUCGAGGACAUUCUCUUCAAGGCGAAGAGGAAAAGACUCUAUGARCACCAUGGACAAGUUCGGCUUGGAAUGAUGCGUCACCUUUAUGUGGUUAUUGAUGGAUCAAGAACCAUGGAGGACCAAGACUUAAAACCRAACAGACUCACUUGCACUCUAAAGUUACUGGAGUAUUUUGUGGAAGAGUAUUUUGACCAGAAUCCUAUUAGUCAGAUUGGCUUAAUUGUAACCAAGAGUAAAAGAGCUGAAAAAAUGACAGAACUCUCAGGAAACUCAAAAAAGCAUGUGACUGCUUUGAAGAAAGCAGUGGAUAUGACCUGCAGUGGAGAGCCUUCUCUAUAUAAUUCCCUGAAUUUGGCCAUGCAGACUUUAAAGCACAUGCCAGGACAUACAAGCAGAGAGGUUUUGGUAGUCCUCAGCAGUCUGACGACAUGUGAUCCAGCCAACAUCUAUGAUCUAAUUAAGUGUUUAAAAGCAGUGAAGAUCAGGGUAUCUGUCAUUGGCUUAAGUGCUGAAGUUCGMGUUUGUACAGUACUUGCCCGAGAAACUGGUGGAACAUACCACGUUAUUUUAGAUGAAACWCAUUAUAAGGAGCUGCUGAUGCACCAUGUUAGUCCUCCACCUGCCAGUUCGAGUUCUGAGUGCUCCCUUAUUCGAAUGGGUUUUCCUCAGCAUACUAUUGCUUCUCUAUCUGAUCAAGAUGCAAAGCCCUCCUUUAGCAUGGCGCAAUUGGAAAAUAACAAUGACCCGGGUCUCACGCUGGGGGGAUAUUUUUGUCCUCAAUGCAGAGCCAAAUACUCUGAGCUUCCUGUGGAAUGCAAAAUCUGUGGUCUUACAUUAGUGUCUGCACCUCACUUGGCUCGGUCUUAUCAUCACUUGUUUCCUUUAGAUGCCUUUCAGGAAGUUCCACUGGAAGAAUACAAAGGGGAACGGUAUUGUCAAGGCUGCCAGGGAGAAAUAAAAGAUCAAAAUGUGUACAUAUGCAAAGUGUGUCAGAACACAUUUUGUGUGGAAUGUGAUCUGUUUAUYCAUGACUCACUGCACUGCUGUCCUGGCUGUAUUCAUGAGCAUCCUGCUCCUGUAUCUGUAUGAUGUCAUAUAUUUUUUAAAAUGUAUCUUUGUCAUUCUUGCAUGAAUUUGUUUAUUCAGCCAUUGUCUUAACUGACACGUCUCUGAAAAAGAAGAUAAUUAGAGGAUUGAAMAAUGGAAUAGGUGCAAACUUUAAUGAUUAAUGAUUUUGUUAUUGUUAAUAUAUUCUUGCAUUAUCUGUAUCUAUUUUCCUUGUUCUUGUCUAAAGAGCUAUGGGUUUUUCCACCUGUUAUUAUAAUAAGGUGUAUAUUUGUAAAUUUGAAAGUGAUAAAACUGGUUUUUAUGAUAAUAUGGUGAUUUGUCUUGGUUUCGUUACUUGUUCAGAAUGAAGCCCUGGAAAUACAYUUUAUACAUCUAUUGUUAGAAACUUUCGGUUUUGGUGGAUGGUGAAUUUCUGCAGAUCAAAAUACUAUCUUGCACGAAUUUAACGACCAUGGUUUUGAGCAAUAAAUUGGUGGACAUUUUGUAUAUUAAUUUCAGGUAUUUUAAGUAUUCACCUUGGCCUUUAGUAAGGAAGUACAGCUGUUAUAACUGUGCUGAAAACACAUUUUAGGUUUUCAUGGUGCUUUAACUCAAAGCUAAUUGAGUUCUAUUAUUGCUGUGCCUGGAACUGUGUGGUUUAAGUUUUUUAACAAUACUUUCUUGUAGGAGGGUGACGUUGCUGAAAGGCAAAACAGACUUGCAAAAGGGCGGGACCUGAGUUAAUACAAACUAUUGUUUCAUGGACUCAGUGUUGAAGAACUGAUCUUUGGUUCUGAGGCUACAUUGAAUUGGCAGAACUGUACAUCAUCUUCUCUCCUUGACUAAACCCCUAGAGCAACAGACAGUGAGGUGGGUGGAGAAGAAGUGUCUGUCCUUACCUGAACUUUGAAGAAUAGAAAUUGAGACAAAUGAAACACCGCCAUUCUGCAGUGUCUGKUCAAAGUUGUUUGGAACUUGAACCAGUGAGAAUUGUCAUGUCCUACCCCUCAGUAAGAGGACGUUACAGGUGCAGUGUCUGAAGCUGGAAAUCACAUUGGGUUUUCUAACAUCACCUUCUGAUGAUUGUAAAUACAUUAGUGACUCGGUUCA
This is a messenger RNA of Malurus melanocephalus (red-backed fairy wren), 2528 nucleotides long. RefSeq names its product general transcription factor IIH subunit 2 (gene GTF2H2). Gene Ontology annotation, biological process: DNA-templated transcription; nucleotide-excision repair; regulation of transcription by RNA polymerase II. The transcript has 15 exons. Gene Ontology annotation, molecular function: zinc ion binding. Bases 273 to 1460 code for a protein of 395 amino acids. Gene Ontology annotation, cellular component: transcription factor TFIIH core complex; transcription factor TFIIH holo complex. Lineage: Eukaryota; Metazoa; Chordata; Aves; Passeriformes; Maluridae. The record is from RefSeq and is a predicted model, not a curated record.